Manihot esculenta (cassava) is the source of this 3107-nucleotide messenger RNA. Its product is annotated as leucine-rich repeat receptor-like serine/threonine/tyrosine-protein kinase SOBIR1. NCBI's taxonomy places the organism in Eukaryota, Viridiplantae, Streptophyta, Magnoliopsida, Malpighiales, Euphorbiaceae. The transcript has a single exon. The record is from RefSeq and is a predicted model, not a curated record. The coding region runs from base 94 to 1992 and encodes 632 amino acids. Gene Ontology annotation, molecular function: protein binding; ATP binding; protein kinase activity. Gene Ontology annotation, biological process: protein phosphorylation.
GUGUGGCAAAAUAUUGAACUCCGGUACAAACUUCAAUGUUAUAAGCUUCCAGCCCAACUCAGCCCUGCAUCGUUGCCAGAACCACCCUGAAAAAUGCCUCAGAAGCCCUCCCUCUCUCUUCUUACUUUCCUGUCCCUCCUCCUCCUCACUUGUGCAAGAGUUGAUAUCGAUCAUUCAGACCUCAAAGCCUUCUCCAUCAUCCACAAAGACUUGGGCAUCAAUGAUCAACGCUGCCCCUCCAUCAACCCUUGCAAUAUCCCUGGUGUCUUCUGCGAGAGAAGACUCUCUAACAACGCCACCUAUGUACUCAAAAUCACCAGACUCAUCUUUAAGUCCCAACGCCUCUCUGGGUUCUUGUCUCCGGCUAUUGGCCGCCUCUCGGAGCUCAAAGAACUUUCUCUUCCUAACAACCAAUUAGUUGACCAAGUCCCUCCCCAGAUUGUUGACUGCAAGAAACUGGAAAUUCUUGACCUCGGAAACAAUCUGCUUUCCGGUGAAGUUCCCUCUGAAUUGUCGAAACUUUUACGCCUGCGGAUUCUUGAUCUCUCCAACAAUAAAUUCUCUGGCAAUUUGAGUUUCUUGAAGCAAUUCCCUAACUUGGAGCGUCUCUCUCUUGCAAAUAAUCUCUUUACUGGGAUAGUUCCUAAGUCUAUACGUUCAUUCCGUAAUCUCCAAUUCUUUGACUUCUCUGGAAAUAGCUUUCUUGAGGGACCUGUGCCGCUGAUGAGCAAAGCUGGAUCCAUGGCUUCUCAAUACCCAAAGCGUUUCAUGUUAGCUGAGAAUGGUAAAACCAAAGGAGACAAAAAUUUUUCUUCUGCAGCAGGACCUUCGUCUGCAACCACGGGCUCUGCUCAAGCUCCUGCCCCAUCUUCGACAGGAGGCGAACAUCACAAGAAAAAAAAGAGCAAGAAGCUCAGUGGGUGGCUCCUAGGAUUUCUCGCCGGAGCAGUUGCUGGAAGUAUAUCCGGGUUUGUGUUCUCGGUGAUGUUCAAGUUGGGAUUGGCAGCCAUAAGAGGUGGAGGAAGAGACUCAGGCCCAGCAAUCUUUAGUCCUCAUGUGAUAAAGAAAGCGGAGUAUUUGGCUUUCUUGGAGAAAGACGAUGGGCUUGCUAAUUUGGAAAUCAUCGGAAGAGGUGGAUGUGGAGAAGUGUACAAAGCUGAGUUACCUGGAAGUAAUGGAAAAUUGAUUGCGAUAAAAAAGAUCGUUCAACCUCCAAGGGACGCUGCAGAAUUAACUGACGAAGACAGUAAGCUUUUGAACAAGAAAAUGAGGCAAAUUCGAUCAGAGAUAAACACAGUGGGUCAAAUUCGACACAGGAACCUCCUUCCUCUCCUGGCACAUAUUUCUCGGCCUGACUGCCAUUACCUUGUGUAUGAAUUCAUGAAGAAUGGUAGUUUACAAGACGUGUUGAAUCAGGUUUCGGAGGGCAACAGAGAAUUGGAUUGGCUUGCCAGGCACAGAAUUGCAUUAGGAGUAGCAUCAGGACUUGAAUACCUUCACAUUAACCAUAGCGAACGCAUUAUUCACAGAGAUUUGAAGCCAGCAAACAUCCUUCUUGAUGAUGACAUGGAAGCUCGAAUUGCAGAUUUUGGACUUGCAAAGGCAAUGCCAGAUGCGAAGACACAUGUCACAACUUCCAAUGUUGCAGGAACAGUGGGAUACAUAGCACCAGAGUAUCAUCAAACACUCAAGUUCACAGACAAGUGUGACAUCUACAGCUUUGGCGUACUACUUGGGGUUCUUGUGAUUGGAAAGCUCCCCUCUGAUGAGUUCUUUCAGACCACCCGCGAAAUGAGCUUGGUCAAGUGGAUGAGAAAUAUCAUGACAUCGGAGAAUCCAUUGCAGGCCGUAGAUCAGACCCUGAUAGGAAAAGGGUACGAUGAGCAAAUGUUGCUGGUACUGAAAAUUGCUUGCUUUUGCACUCUGGAUGACCCAAAACAAAGACCUAACAGCAAGGAUAUAAGGUGCAUGUUGUCUCAAAUCAAGCACUAGUUAAGUAUGCAACGUGUUCAAUAUGCGAGUAAGAAUAACAAAGCAUGUGAAAAAUGCUUACAUUUGAACUUUGGUUUUGUUUAAUUUAGCAAUCAAUGUAAGGUUCUAGCAUGGACAAAUUGUUGUCCAGUAAGAGCCAGUGAGCUUUAGCUUGCUGAUAUUUGUUGUCUCCGUUUGAAUCUCAAAUGGAUCUAAUUGUGUAUUAAAAAAAAAAAAACUUGUAUAAUUAUAGAAUUGGAGUGUUUUCAUACAUAAAAAAAGCCCAAAUUUCCUCCGUUUUGUUUCUGAGAUACUCCGCUAGUGGGAGAUUGAGACGGGAAGGCCGCCGAGCCAUUCUUCUAACUAUGUUCAAUUCUACACGUAGGAGAAGUAUAGGAUCGUCAUGAUAAACAUCCUUUUGACGAUAACGAUGAGUGUUCAUCUGAUAUGAGGAAUCCAUAGCUAAAGACAAGUAGUUAAACAACUAAUUAACUUUCAUCGUUGGAGACUUUAGUGCUGCGAGGUUCUCUGAAAUCCCAUUAUAAUGUCAGUCAGCCAAUAACCAUUAUAUCUUUAAUUUUCCAAAAUAACCAUCAAAUUCAGAAUUGCUCUCCACUUUCUUCCCCCCCAUCACUCAUCAUUCAUCAUUCAUAGAGUGAGGUUUCAUGUUUGACUUGUAUGACACGCGAAUUGAGCAGGCAUCGGUUAAAGCUCCCUAGCCAGAAUGAUUGUUCGCCAGCCUAUGUAAAAGAGACAAAAACUUUACUACCACAAGCAAAUGAUAAAAUUGAUCUAAGGAUUCAUUCACAAAGCGUUUGUCAGUUGGGACAAAUGCAGAGAAUAUGGAGAACCAUUAAAUUCAUCAAUCUGAAUGCUACAUGAUGCCCAACUGACAAUUAGAAAAUUUACUUCUUCAAACAAAUCUCUCUUGGUUUAGCCUUUUAGUUUAGACAAUGUUACAUUUCGUGCAGAUAUUAUCCACAAAAUCUCCGAGAGAGUCCCUUCUAUCUUACUAACUGCCUCUGCUUCAGCAGUUGCAGCAGCUCGUUGCACGGCCUCUGCAUCAUUACAGGGGUUCAUCAGGAUAAUUUAUGAUAGAAACGCAAUAUUAAACUCAGUUGGGUUGAUAAAAAAAA